CAUUAGAAUGUACAAUGUGGACCGAGGAUGGACGGUUCAGAAGAACAUUCUUGCGAAAAGUUUGCGAUGGACAGUCACUGAUACAUCUCUUUCGCCAGAUCAACGCCAUCUUGUUUAUGCUAGUAUGUCACCUAUUGUCCAUAUUGUUAAUGUUGGGUCCCCUGAAACAGAGUCUCUAGCAAAUAUUACGGAGAUCCAUGAAGGUUUGGAUUUUUUUGCCGAUGAUGAUGGAGGAUACUCUUUUGGAAUCUUCUCUGUCAAAUUUUCAACAGAUGGAUGAGAAGUCGUUGCUGGAAGUAGUGAUGACUCUAUUUAUGUUUAUGAUCUUGAAGCAAAUAAGCUUUUGGAAGUGAUUUGUAUACUAU
Molecule: messenger RNA, 365 nt
Organism: Juglans microcarpa x Juglans regia
Lineage: Eukaryota; Viridiplantae; Streptophyta; Magnoliopsida; Fagales; Juglandaceae
Product: LEC14B protein-like
Exons: 3
Coding region: 8-280 (90 amino acids)
Biological process (GO): proteasome-mediated ubiquitin-dependent protein catabolic process
Cellular component (GO): Cul4-RING E3 ubiquitin ligase complex
Source: RefSeq, a predicted model, not a curated record